AUGACCGGCAAAACCACGGCCCCGAAGGGACAUCCAGCCCCGAAGGGACACCCGGCCCCGAAGGGACACCCAGCCUCAAAGGGACACCCGGCACCAAAGGAAGAACCAGCGCCAGCCCCGCCUGCUGAACACGCAUCUGCUGAGCCCCCAGCAGCUGAACACCCAGCAGCUGAACACCCCCCGGCCCCCGAGCACGCCCCUGAGCACCCCUCUGCAGCCCCCGGGGAUGAGGCAGCUGCCACCCCAAAGGCAGAAGGGACUCCAGCCCAUGAAGAGGGUCCUCCAGCUCCUCCAGCUGAACCCCAUCCUCCAGCAGCUGAACCUGAGUCUGAAAAGCCUAAAGCGGAACCUCCCAGUCCCCCCUUGUCCUUGGCUGUGGAAGAAGUGAGUGAAAAUUCAGUUACACUGACCUGGAAAAGCCCGGAGCACACUGGCAGCUCAGCCCUGGAUGGAUACGUGGUGGAAUUCUGCAAAAAUGGAAGCACAGACUGGACCGCUGCGAACCAGGAGCCUUUUCUUUCUGUGCGGUACACCAUCCACAACCUUGCUGCUGGAGAGAAGCUCCACAUCCGUGUGAAGGCGGUGAACGCCAACGGCGCCAGUGUCCCAGCCGCCUUGGAGCAGCCGGUUGUCCUCAGGGAGAUCCUCCAGCGCCCGCGGAUCCGCAUGCCCCGUCACCUGCGGCAGACUUACGUCAGGCGCGUCGGAAAUGCUGUGAACCUGAUGAUCCCUUACCAGGGAAAGCCACAACCCCAGGUGACCUGGACCAAGGACGACCAACCCCUAGACACCAAACGCGUCAACAUCCGCAAUGGGGAGAAGGACACAAUCUUUUUCAUCCGUGAGGCCCAGCGCAAUGACUCUGGCAAAUACCAGCUCACCAUCCGGGUAAAUGGAGCAGAGGACAAAGCCAUCCUGGACAUCCAAGUGAUUGAGCCGCCAGGUCCCCCCCAGAACCUGAAGCUGGUGGAUGUGUGGGGCUUUAAUGUGGCCUUGGAGUGGUCCCCCCCAGCAGACAAUGGCAACUCCGAGAUCAAGGGCUACCUGGUGCAGAAGUCAGACAAGAAGAGCGGGAAAUGGUUCACGGUGCUGGAGCGCUGCACUCGCACCAGCUGCACCAUCUCUGACCUCAUCAUAGGGAAUACCUACUCCUUCCGCGUGUUUGCCGAGAACGCCUGUGGGAUGAGCGAGAAGGCAGCCAUCACCUCCAGCCCGGCCCACAUCCAAAAGACAAAGACCGUUUACCAGCCUCAGAAGAUUCGCCAACGAGACAUGAUGGAGCCUCCAAAGUUCACCCAGCCGCUGACAGACCGAACCACCACCCGGGGCUACAGCACGCACCUCAUCUGCUCUGUCCGGGGCUUCCCCCGGCCCAAAAUCAUCUGGAUGAAAAAUCAGAUGGAAAUACGGGAAGACCCCAAGUACAUAGCAAUGAUUGAGCAGGGCAUCUGCUCCCUGGAAAUCCGCAAGGCCAGCCCUUUUGAUGGGGGUGUCUACACCUGCAAAGCUGUCAACCCCUUGGGGGAAGCCUCAGUAGACUGCAAACUUGAUGUGAAAGAGUGUCGAGGCCAGUCCUGUGCGGAGGUGCCCUGCUUGGUUUACCCCCAGCUCUUCUGGGCCGUGCAGCCCCACCUGAGGACACAAAAGUGCCCAAGUGAUGAUAAUUCAGAGAGRGAGAUGAAGAGUGAGAUGGGCCAUCACGCAGAUGAGAGCAGCAGCUCUCGCGCCCUGAGCCAGCUUUCCAUGGAGCUGCAUCCUUCAUCCUGA
Nothoprocta perdicaria is the source of this 1767-nucleotide messenger RNA. RefSeq names its product myosin binding protein H (gene MYBPH). Lineage: Eukaryota; Metazoa; Chordata; Aves; Tinamiformes; Tinamidae. The coding region runs from base 1 to 1767 and encodes 588 amino acids. Gene Ontology annotation, molecular function: protein binding. The record is from RefSeq and is a predicted model, not a curated record. The transcript is spliced from 12 exons.